AUGUACGAGCAAGCCUUGCAGUCGGUCAGCCCGUCGAUCGCGCUCCCUUACUGGGACUUCACCAUCGAGGGCAUGCUAUUCGACUGGAGAGACUUCCGAACGAGCAGCGUCUUCUCAGACGAUUGGUUUGGCGAGGCGUCUCCUCACAACGAGAGGGGGGAAAAGACCAUUGUUGUGAAGAUUUGACGAAUUGACGCUAGCGUAUAGGGCCGCAGGCCGGACACAUUUUCCUUUCCCGAACCACGUUAAAUAUCUUUCGCAAACAUCACGCCGUUCACCCCAGCUCAAUGCAAAUUCUGUUCCGAGUAGUCCCCGAGGUCGCCUCGUUUACCUCUCUCCGCACAAUAAAUACGCCUUCUCUUGUCUUCUUCCCCUCGUCAUUCUUCUUUUGCCCUCGUAGAGCACGACGUGGGGAAACUAGCCCCCCCGCCCGCUCUCAACCAGCCUUCUUCUUCUACUACAACCCGCCUCCAUGUUCAGUUGCUCCGACUGAAAGUUUGCAAUUUUCAACUAUGUUUUGAGGCAAUCCCUACGUCCCCCCUUCCUCGUAAACGGCACAUGAUUUAGUCGUUGAUGACGCCUAGCAGGGGGCGUUUCGGCUUCGUUCCCGUCAUGGCGAACGCCACCGAGUAUUCGACGUUGCACAACCCGUACGGGCUGCUGCGGUCCCCGUGGAACACCCACCCGGAACCCUUCCUGCGCGUCACGACUGCCUGUUCGGGUACACAAACAACCGCAAGUAGUCCGGGUGCAAGCAGUACCGAGACGCGGCGAGGAAGGAUACUUGCCACUGAUGAAGUAUCUUUGGAGAACGGAGUACCUGCAGUGCGAGACGACGUGCGACUUCAGCGUCUCGUGGACAGACUGCAGGUGCACCCUCAGCGCCGAAGCGGUAGCAGGGCAAACACCAUCAGAGGUUUUGGAGAGUUCCGGGGUGCUUUCCGACGCGGCCGGUUCGUUCUUCUACGACAAGGAUCUGAAGCUCGUCGACAACCUCACGGACGAGAAGCCGCUGAGUCGUCUCGCACCAGCCAGACCCCCCGGAGGCUCUGGAACUGUUCUAAACCGAAGACGUCCAGGGCAAACGUUUGAAGACAGCGUGAUUUUGCUUGACCUUUUUUUCCCAUGGGUGUUCCCCGUGAGUUCGCACGGCAACGUGCAGGGUCAGGCGCACGACCGAAUCCCGGGCUACACGGCCGACGAGACCAAGGGCAUCUUCACUGAGAUGCUCCGGCUGCUCAGCACCCCGAUGCGCAUAGGCAGCCACUACGAAGGGACGAGCACGAAUGACGUCAGGUUUUGGGUGUUGCACCCGACAAUGGACAGACUUUGGCACCUGAAUAGACUGGAAGACGUGAACGGCGAGGCUUUCGACGAGACCUGGAUGGAUGACCACCUGCUACGGCCACAACCCUGCCGACGUCCAGCCCUUUCACGACCUCUUCCUGGGACAAGCCACUGGAAAGGGCGGCGACGACCAACAACGAAGAACAGUGCGAGACGAGAGGGAUGCGGCGAAAGGGAGUGGUGGAGGGGAACAAGCUGCCGGGUCACGGACGUCUGGAGGAAACAGCGGCCGAGGCGUUAUCGCACCGCCCAAGGCGUACUACACUAACCAGAUGCUGUACUAGCUGCUCAAGCCGGACGGCAUGUCCAUCCCGUACAUCUAUGCCCAUUUUGAGCGGCCCCACUGCGAUGUGCGUGGGGUACACUUACGGGGGCGUGAGCCUCGACGCUAGCUCCUCUGAGGACAUGCGUGACUCACAGGCAGCUCUUCAGGGUUCCUGGAAUUAGCACCCCCCCCGCCUCCCAUUCAACCUGCUGCGUGUGUCGACUCCCCCGAAGCUGCAAGUUUGGUCGUGACAAAGGUUUCACGAGACUUUCUCCCUAGGGUAACAAGGCGCGACGCUCCUGGUGGAGCAAAGUGCCGUUGCGCUCGGGCGUUGCCGUUAUUUCGGUCGAAGCGUGGAGGCUAAGCAAUACCCCCGGCUCCGUCAAAGAACUGCUGACUGAGUGCAUGACACGUCAAAUACGGUCGGGAAGGUCCCUGGUGUGGGUGGAUGCUGAUGCGUUUUGUCGUACUGAUAGAUGGGUUCCUCUUGCUCCUCUUUUUUCUGUACAGGGCUGGUCGAACCGCCCGAUAUUGCUGCUGGUCUGUCGUAUCGUCGUCCGGUAGCAUUGGGGAAGGAGGGGGAGGAGGCAUCCGUACACUGUUUUGUGGCGUGGCGCAAAGAACGACGUUUCUGAAGCCCGCUAGUUCUGACCUUUGGUGCAACUGUUGUCAUAUGGUCUUGUAUCAUCGCCCCCCGUCGUCGUGGUUUGCGUUGAAACCCUGCAGGUUUGCUUGGUAGUUCCAUUAAAAAGGGUGCUGCCUUGUUUUCGUUGGUGACGGCGGUAGCGAGCGGUACUGAGCGACCGUGACAUCAUUCAGUGCGCCGCAUGCCGGCGAACUGUCGCUUGCUUCGCCGUGAAAGUACUCGUCUUGAUUUAGCAGGCCCGGUGUGCUUCAUAUUUUUUUAUCUUCGAGUGCAGUAGAAGGUUCGUGUUAGCCGCGUGUCUAUGAAACCGAGGUUGCGGGUAGGCAAAACGUGUACUGUGUACGAAUGUCGGCAAAACGUGUGGUGUGGACUCAUAGUCCGUUUGUCUUUGGUAAAUUCAGAGUGCCUGUGCUCUUCGGUAUGAUUUGAUGUUUGUGUUCAAUGCCUCAAACAGCUUGGCAUCUGCUGGUUGCAGCCCUGUGAAGCGUAGUCCUUUCUUGUAAAUUUUGGUGGUCCUUUUGUGUUUCAAUCCUCCACGAAGGAGCACUCAACUUUGGUUGUGUUGUACUUCGACGUGAAUAUUGAUGCUUUUUGCUGUUUUCUUUAGCCUGGAAACAUCGUCUUGGGUUUCAUUUGUGAAAAGGGAUUCUGGAGUCUUUUCCUCCCGUCAACGUCAAGCCCCGAGGUUGAUUACCCAAGCGCUGUGGACACGUGUUUAGGUGAUCGGGAGUUUACCCGUGUGUCUGCUUCCUUCGGCCUCAUUUUCGGUGCUUUGCCGCCUCGAGUGUGUGUUGACCCGGCCUUUCUCACGAACUAGAACCGUGUACGUACCCACCAAGGCUUGUAUCCAUUUUACGUAUAUUUCGCAAUCUCUGCAGCAGUGGCCUGAGCCCCAACCUUGCGCAUGCUGCGAAAGUGAGAAGCUGGGUGGGAAUCUUUGUCGGACGAAUAAAAUGAAGGAGUACACCACGUGGAUCGAGUGUUUGUCGUUGGUAAGGAUUCAAGUAUUACCAGGAGAAAGAAAAAUGUUGUUGUGGUUUGUGACAGUGAUGAUCUGGUUACAGCUUCUCCAGAGGCAUCAAUGCAACAUUGUGUUUAUGUAGCCAGUUGCAACAGAGGGGACAGGGGAGACAAGAAUCCUUAGUGUCGACAUUUUUGUAAGUCCAUGUCGCCCUUAUGCCGCCGGAGCUUGUUCUUUAUUGUUUUCAUUGCAUUUACAGCUACUGCUCCGUUGUUCCACGUCGUGAUGUAUCCUCGUCGACCGCGCGACAUCAUUUUUCUUCUCUUGAGAACCCGCGUACUGUAGACUGAAGUAUAGACGGACGUGGAAGAAAGUAUAUCAUCCAGGCGUUGGCAUCGUCUCUUUCCGUUGAUGUUGCCGGUGCUUCUGGUGAAUAUUAUUUUUGGUACUGCGCUGUUGCUGUUGAGGUUUUUCGUACGUAGCCUUGUUCCUUCACGCCAUUGGCUCAACCUGGCGCAGGAGCUUUGGUGCUCCAAGGAAUUGCCGGCCUUCUUUAUGUUGCUGUCUGCCCUGGACUUCGUCCUCGUUGAAAUUUUUCUGAACCGGGCACGAGUGCGAUUUCUUCUACCGCUUUCUUUUCGUCCUUUCGUCCUCUUCGGCCAUUUGAUGAUGCCUCGAUCUUUCUGAAUUCGAAGUGUUGAAUAGCACGAUGACCACUGGAACCCACCCUAGCGGUUGCC
Messenger RNA from Ectocarpus sp. CCAP 1310/34, 3959 nucleotides. NCBI's taxonomy places the organism in Eukaryota, Phaeophyceae, Ectocarpales, Ectocarpaceae. The record is from the annotation of a GenBank genome assembly.